AUGCUGCAGCAGCAGCGGCGGCCACAGCAGCCACAGUCGCAUCAGCCUUCCACUGGACCACUUGCUGACAAAGCACAGGUCGCUGCAGAAGAAGCAAUCAAGGCUGCUGAAGAGGCAGCGAGAAUGGCAGAAGCAGUACUCAAUGGAACCGCUUCACCAGAGGAAGCCAUACAAGCAGCUAAAAUUGCAGCACAAAAAGCACAGGAGGCAUCUUUGGCAGCAAAACAAGCAGCAGAGGCUCUCCCAGAUUCAAUGGCACCAUUUAGGAGAAAGAAUUCUUCAAGCAUCUGCCAAUGUAACAGAAGCAGCUCUCAAAAAGCAGCCCAGGCAGCAAACAAUGCAUCUACAAUAACUCCUGAAAAGAUAAGUGCAACAGCAGCUGCGGCAGCAUCAGCAGCAAAGAUAGCAUCAAAUGCUGCAGCAGCAGCGGCGGCCACAGCAGCCACAGUCGCAUCAGCCUCCACUGGACCACUUGCUGACAAAGCACAGGUCGCUGCAGAAGAAGCAAUCAAGGCUGCUGAAGAGGCUGAAGAGGCAGCGAGAAUGGCAGAAGAAGCAGUACUCAAUGGGACCGCUUCACCAGAGGAAGCCAUACAAGCAGCUAAAAUUGCAGCACAAAAAGCACAGGAGGCAUCUUUGGCAGCAAAACAAGCAGCAGAGGCUCUCCCAGAUUCAAUGGCACCAUUUAGGGAGGGAAUUUCUUGA
Boleophthalmus pectinirostris (great blue-spotted mudskipper) is the source of this 705-nucleotide messenger RNA. RefSeq names its product antifreeze protein Maxi-like. The record is from RefSeq and is a predicted model, not a curated record. The transcript has 2 exons. NCBI's taxonomy places the organism in Eukaryota, Metazoa, Chordata, Actinopteri, Gobiiformes, Gobiidae. The coding region runs from base 1 to 705 and encodes 234 amino acids.